AUGGCAUCCCGCUUCAUUGUCGUCUUCAGCGCCAUCAUCGUCCUGGCCCAAGGAUCGAAUAUUAUUCCCAUCGAGGAGGAGGCCGAGGUGGCAGUCCACUCUGGAGCUCCGGUUGCCGUCGGCUCCCAAGGACACCCAUCUGUAUACCAGCCUUCCCGUCCGAUCUACAGCCAUGGCCCAAUUGCUGCUCCCCUUGGAGGAUCUCAUCGUGUGAUCGGUUCAGGACUGGCUGCUCCUCUUCAUUCGGCUCCUCUUCACUCGGCUCCUGUUGUGGUUCGCCCGGCCACUGUUGUCGUUCCUGCUCCUCAAGUGGUGGUUUCCUCUCCUAAAGUGGUGGUGCCUGCUCCACGAGUGGUGGUAGCCCCAGCUCUGCCCCUCCGCCAUUCUCAUGGACUGCCAGCCCAUGGAUUGCCUGGCCAUGGACUGGCUGCUCAUGGACUGCCUGCUCAUGGAGUGGCAGCUCCAGUCGUUGUUGCCUCUGGACACGGCAAUGUUCACCAGAUCCGUCAUCAUGGCCAGAAACCCUACUAG
Molecule: messenger RNA, 531 nt
Organism: Drosophila eugracilis
Lineage: Eukaryota; Metazoa; Arthropoda; Insecta; Diptera; Drosophilidae
Exons: 1
Coding region: 1-531 (176 amino acids)
Source: RefSeq, a predicted model, not a curated record